Portunus trituberculatus (swimming crab) is the source of this 858-nucleotide messenger RNA. Its product is annotated as histone-lysine N-methyltransferase SETMAR-like. The transcript has 2 exons. The coding region runs from base 1 to 858 and encodes 285 amino acids. NCBI's taxonomy places the organism in Eukaryota, Metazoa, Arthropoda, Malacostraca, Decapoda, Portunidae. The record is from RefSeq and is a predicted model, not a curated record. Gene Ontology annotation, molecular function: nucleic acid binding.
AUGAGCGCUAGGAGGGAGGGCUGCGCGGGGCAGCAAGUGAUGCCUGUUGCAGCAUGUGGAAAAAAAGCAUCGGAGAUCAGAGGGGAGCUAUUGCAAGUUUUUCCUGAUUCUACUCCAUCACUUGAAACUGUUUCCCGCUGGAUUCGAGCUUUCGCAGCCGGGAAAACUCAGCUGGAAGAUGAUCAUCGCUCUGGGCGCCCUCGGACAUCCGUGACCGAAGCAACAACUGCCCGUGCGCGAGCCAUCAUUGACGAGGAUCCAACAGUCACUCUUCGGUUCUUAUCCUUGGAGCUUGACGUCAGUUAUGGGAGUGCACAUGACAUCGUGCAUCAACACUUAGGGCUGAGGAAGAAGUGUGCCCGAUGGAUACCCCAUUUGCUAACGGAAGAGCAGAAAAGCGAACGGGUGCGGAUUUGUCGUCAUUGGCUGUCUGAGUUCGAGCCAAAUGGUCCAAAACGGUUCUCAGAUGUUGCUACUGGAGAUGAAUGUUGGAUUUCUUUCUUCACCAACAGAGAUAAGCAAUCUAACAUGGUGUGGUUAAGUGAUGAAGAGCCUCGACCUCAGAUUUUGAAGGAAGGAUUUCGCAGCAGGAAGCGCCUUUUCACAAUCUUCUUCAAUUCUCAGGGACCAAUGUGUGUGGAUGUAAUGCCUCAACAAUCUACUAUCACAGCCCAGUACUACAUUGACCAAGUCCUUCCUCAAGUCCUGGAACAUCAGGCCAAGUCUGCACCAAGCCGCCGCCGAUCGCGCCUUUUGCUGCACCACGACAAUGCUGCACCCCACAAAGCUCGCCUCACUCAGCAGUUCCUGGAGGAGCAGGGGAUCACACUUCUCCCCCCAUCCACCCUACUCACCUGA